This is a messenger RNA of Alternaria conjuncta, 189 nucleotides long. RefSeq lists its product as uncharacterized. The transcript is spliced from 2 exons. The record is from RefSeq and is a predicted model, not a curated record. NCBI's taxonomy places the organism in Eukaryota, Fungi, Ascomycota, Dothideomycetes, Pleosporales, Pleosporaceae. The coding region runs from base 1 to 189 and encodes 62 amino acids.
AUGAAGAACAUAACCUCCCUCCUCUCCACCCUCAUAACCGCAAACCACAUCCUCUCCCACCACGCCGUCCUCGACCCCUUUGGCCACAUCAGCGUCCGCAACCCAAACACCAACACCACUUUCUUCAUCGCCCUGCAGAUUGGUAAACACCCAUCUCACCUGCCCAGCGACCGUCUCCUCCCCCGCUGA